CAUUAGGGGAUCAUGCAUGCCAUGACAUCCCUACCAUGCCAGUCCUGGUAAAUUACGUAAAUUAAAUGAAUCUAGGGUCUUUAUCAUAAAAACAACCAGCAUCUGAUCUGAGCAAAACUCGUCGAUCGCCAUUUGCCCAUAAGCCACUCGUCUCCUCCUCUCCAUCCACGAAGUCUUCUCCUCUCGAUCAGAAGAAAUAGAAAUUAGGGUUUCCAAGAUCUAGGGUUUCUCCAGUCUCUCCAAACAUGUCGAACUUCAGCGGCGACGAGACCGCCCCCUUCUUUGGAUUCCUCGGAGCUGCCGCGGCGCUCGUUUUCUCCUGCAUGGGGGCAGCGUACGGGACGGCGAAGAGUGGGGUCGGGGUGGCGUCGAUGGGCGUGAUGCGCCCGGAGCUCGUGAUGAAGUCGAUCGUGCCUGUGGUCAUGGCCGGAGUCCUCGGGAUCUACGGAUUGAUCAUCGCUGUGAUCAUAAGCACCGGGAUUAACCCCAAGGCCAAGUCUUACUACCUCUUCGAUGGAUAUGCGCAUCUCUCGUCGGGGCUCGCUUGUGGCCUUGCUGGCCUUUCCGCAGGCAUGGCGAUCGGGAUUGUCGGUGAUGCAGGUGUCAGGGCCAAUGCGCAGCAGCCAAAGCUAUUUGUUGGGAUGAUUCUCAUUCUCAUUUUUGCAGAAGCUCUUGCGCUCUAUGGUCUCAUUGUCGGUAUCAUCCUUUCAUCUCGGGCUGGUCAAUCCCGUGCAGAAUAAGAACACGAGCAGCUGACCAUGUGUUCUCUGUUCUUCCUAUAUUCAUAUAGGAUAUGAGCUAAGCUUUCUAAUUGUUUUGUUAUCAUACUGUAAUUCAUUUAAGGACUUUGUUAUGAAUGAGGGCCUCGUUGUUUGACUUGUCUGUUAUCAGUCCUUUCUGUAAUGUGACAUUUUCAUCUUCUUGUGAUGCAAGCUAAUGACAUUUUGCUGCACAUAUACAUGUGACUCCGCUUUCAUGGAAACUGGAAAGCACAUGGGUCUAGAUUGCUUCUCUUA
Molecule: messenger RNA, 1016 nt
Organism: Phoenix dactylifera (date palm)
Lineage: Eukaryota; Viridiplantae; Streptophyta; Magnoliopsida; Arecales; Arecaceae
Product: V-type proton ATPase subunit c1
Biological process (GO): proton transmembrane transport
Cellular component (GO): proton-transporting V-type ATPase, V0 domain
Molecular function (GO): proton-transporting ATPase activity, rotational mechanism
Source: RefSeq, a predicted model, not a curated record